CCCUAGUUUUUGAAAACCUAACCCUACCACCUUUUUUACUCAUAUUUCAUCAUACUGCUAGUCGUUGUAAAUGGCUGACAAGGUACAACAAAUGUCAUCAGAGCACGGGGUGAUGAUUUUCAGCAAGAGUACGUGUUGUUUAUGCUACGCGGUCACUAUACUAUUUCGAGAUCUUGGUGUUGAUCCAUAUGUGCAUGAACUUGAUCAUGAUUCUGAUGGAAAAGAUAUGGAAAAAGCUCUUAUGAGGAUGGGUUGUAAUGCCUCAGUUCCAGCAGUUUUUAUAGGGGGAAAAUUAGUUGGAUCAACAAAUGAAGUUAUGUCACUUCAUCUCAAAGGAUCCCUAAUUCAACUCCUCAAGCCAUAUCUACCUGAUUAAAAUAAAUAAAUUCGAGAAUUGGAGAGUGAAAUUAUUCGCCUGUAAAGGGAAAUAAGAAAAAGAAAGUACUUUAUGAAUUAGGGGGAUAUAUAAUAUUAAAAAGAAAUUUAAAGGUUAAAAUAACAAACGAAUAAAAGUUAGUGGCUCGAUCGACUAAUGACACUAGUCAUGUAGAUCAAGGUCAUGGUUUAGUAUAUGAUCAAUGUUGUAAUAGUUUUUGAUUAUAUGUAUUUUGUGAGAUAUUAAUUGAUCCUAAUUAUUAGUCA
This is a messenger RNA of Solanum stenotomum, 642 nucleotides long. RefSeq names its product glutaredoxin-C13-like. Lineage: Eukaryota; Viridiplantae; Streptophyta; Magnoliopsida; Solanales; Solanaceae. Gene Ontology annotation, cellular component: nucleus; cytoplasm. The transcript has a single exon. The record is from RefSeq and is a predicted model, not a curated record. Bases 71 to 376 code for a protein of 101 amino acids.